Messenger RNA from Didymodactylos carnosus, 2643 nucleotides. The record is from the annotation of a GenBank genome assembly. Lineage: Eukaryota; Metazoa; Rotifera; Eurotatoria; Philodinida; Philodinidae.
AUGAGCAGCAUUAGCCCUAAAUGUCAAAAUUUAAAAGAAGAAUAUGACAGUUGUUUUAAUCACUGGUUUUCAGAAAAUUAUUUAAAAGGUGACACAACAGAUAAAUGUAACGAAUUAUUUACUCAAUAUCAACGAUGUAUUAAGGAAGCAAUCAAAGAACACAAAAUACAAUUAUGGGAACUUGAGCAAGAUUCAUCUGUUCCAACGGUUAAUCAAUCAUCCAGUGGAACGCGAACUGCUGGUAAUCAAUCGAGAUACUUCAAUGAUCGUUCAUCAUCCAGUUCAUCUCAAAGAAAUCAUGAUCGCUCCUUGUUAUACUCCAAUGAUAUGACACAUGAUAAUAAUGCAUUUAUCAACAAUAACAACAGUGAUAAAGAAGAUAAGAAACUAAAUCGACAAUCAUUAUGCAAUUCACUUUUGACGGCGACCACUAUCUCAGAUACUCUCGAUUGCACCGUUCAUAACGACAUAGCAUUGGAAAUUAUGAAUGAAGAAAGAACAAGUAUCUCAGAAAAACGUAAUGAGAAUUUUACUAAGAAACAAGCAAAUGAUACUUCAUCUAGUCGUUAUCGUGAAUCGAGAAAACGUCCAGCUUCACCAUCUUAUCGUUCGUCAACAAAUCAGUUACAUAGUGAAAAUGAAGUCCUGUCAAUCCUCAAUGGAAAUACGAAGCCGUUUAUUUUAAAAAAAGAUAAUCAAUUACACGUUAAGAAAACCAACGACAAAUUGUUGAUAGCACCAACUUCACCAUGUUCAAUAGUGCAAAAAAAUGAACAGUUGUCAACAACAUCAACUUCAGUACCGCAUAUGUUUUCUCUACCAAUUGAAACGUCACCACCAAUUAUAAAAGAUGUAGAAGCGCUUGACGUAACAAUGCUGGAUUUAGUUUCUACAUUAAAAUCAUUACAAUCGAAUCCACCGGCCACCGUUUCCGAAGCGAACAAGCUUAUGAAUAAAAAACAAUCUUCAUCAAAUGUUGUCAACGAUAUAAAUUCAUUAGACAAAGACAUUUAUGAAUUAAUUCAACGUCAGUUAACUAUUCAUCGAAAACAUUUGGAACAUAAAGAACGGGAAGUGGCAUUGAAAGAAAUGGAAUUAAUUCAACGUGAAAAACAAUUCAAUGAUCGUCUUAAACAACGAACGACAGCAACAUCACCAUUAAGAAAUGAAUUAUCGUCGUCAUUGAUAGUGACUGAAAAUGAAAAGGUAAAACAAAUAUCGUCACCAUCACGAAAAGCAAAAACAACAACUGUCACAAAUAAUACCAAUCAACUCACAGAAAAUAUAGAGCCAAAAACCAGUAAAAAUGAAAAUAUUAUUGUGUCUAAUCAAGAUGAGAAGAAUAAAACAAAGAUAGCAGAAACCCAGUUGUCAGUACUAGAGGGUGGAAAAAUUACGAAAACUAAACCAACAGUUUCGAAUGCCGAAGAAAAAAUGGAUUCGUUACAAGUUUCAUUCCCAAAUGAAACCAUAAGACUAAAACCUACCAUCGAAAAAGUUCCAGCUCAUUUAAGAAAAUCCAGGUUAAAUGAUAUUUCAACAGCGUCAUCACCUCAACCAGUUCGAUCGAAUAUAAAAUCACGUUCAAGAGCAACAAUAUUAGAUGCAACAGUGUUUGCUUCGACGUUUCCGAUACCUGACUUAUAUUCUGAAGAAGAUAUAAAAUUAGUGCCACAACAAUCACCAAAUAACGAAAACCCAACGCUUUUAUCAGUUGAAUCGGUGACGGGAUCUAGACGCAAAGUAGAAUUUAUUAGGAAUAAAUCGCAAGAACAACUACAAUCAACACCAAUUCUACGAACAACAUCAAAUGAAGUAUCACUUGAUGAUGAAACAAUUGCAAUAACAACAACGAUACCUGUUGUUGAUCUACGUUUAACGUUGGAAAAAAAUAGAAAACGUAUCCAAGAAGAACAACCAGUUCCUGAUACACCUUCAAUAGUAAAAGAUGAAACGCCAAUUGACGAAAAUCAAGUAUUAUUGACAAAAAUUUUAAGUGUUGAGUCCAAGUUUGAUCAAGGAGAGAAUAUGGAGGAAGUUGAAGAGGAAUUAAUGGUUACAUCGAAAAAACCAAUGAAAUCAAUUGACUCCAAAGAUGAUCAACGGCGAUCUAAACGUCAGUCGCGAUUUAGUUCACAUUAUUCAUCUACAAGACAACAGCACAGUAAAGAUUAUGUAAGAAAUGUUACAUCGGAAAAAACAAAACAACAUUAUUCAACAAACCACAUACCAACAAACACAAUGUAUUCGUCUGAUCAUCUCUCUGUUCCACAUGCUAAUCGAAUGCAUCCAUACGAACUACAACAAUAUAUAGACAUGGCUCAUUCAAAGCAUCAUCCACGACCGAAUACGGAUGAGACAGAUGCUGAUCUUCGUGCAAGAUUAUAUCAUCAACGACAACGAUCGAAUAUGAAAAAUAAACAGAAGUUAAUUAUUAUGUCAUUGUCAGACGAAGAAUUUCAACGUUUUCAGAAUCAAUUAGUUGAAUUAAAAACAAAAAAUUAUCAACUAGAAGAACAAAAUAAAAAAAUUUCAGAUGAAAACACACACCUUCGAACACAAAUUGAAAAUAUAGACAAAGAUAGUAUAAGACUUCCAACUAAAGUAAAAAAUUUAUCUUGUUCAUAUAUAGAAUUAUGGUAA